Molecule: messenger RNA, 2972 nt
Organism: Corvus hawaiiensis (hawaiian crow)
Lineage: Eukaryota; Metazoa; Chordata; Aves; Passeriformes; Corvidae
Gene: HSD17B3
Product: hydroxysteroid 17-beta dehydrogenase 3
Cellular component (GO): endoplasmic reticulum
Molecular function (GO): oxidoreductase activity
Source: RefSeq, a predicted model, not a curated record
AUGGAAGUGUUCCAGCAUCAGCUACUCAGUCUUGUCGGGGGCCUGAUGUGUUUCUGGAUUCUAGUAAAGUGCAUCAGAUUUAUGAAAUACCUUUCCCCACGUAUCUGGAAUUCUUUGCCUUAGGCUUUCUUUCGGUCAGUGGGAGAAUGGGCAGUGGUCACAGGAGCAGGAUGUAUGGGAAAAACAUAUUCCUUCAAUCUGGCAAGAAGUGGAUUAACUAUAGUGAUGAUAGGGAGAACUUUUGAAAAAAUGAAUUUGGUGUUUGCAGAGCUAGAGCUGGCCACAGAUCAAAAGGUGAAGGUUAUGCAAGCUGAUUUUGCUAAAAAUUCAGUGUACAAGAACACUGAAAAAGAUCUGAAAGACUUGGAUAUUGGUGUUUUGGUUAACAAUGUUGGAAUGCUUCAUAAUCCUCUUCCAUGCCGUUUCCUUAAUGGGCAAGACAUAGAAGAGGACCUUGUCAACUGCAACGUUGUUUCUGUUACAAGUAGGUAUGUGUAGCGGCUGUUUAAACUAAAUUUCAGACAGAAAGGUCUAAUUCUGAACCUGUCCUCUGGUCUGAGUCAUUUCCCUUGUCCAUUAUAUACAGUAUACUCAGCUACUAAGGCUUUUAUAAGCACUUUUAUACCAGUACAAGCAGAGUAUAAGGUAAAAGUAAUUACCAUACAGGUAGUGAUUCCUUAUGGUACUUCUGCUCCAAUGACAAUGUACCAAAACUCUGGUGUUAUUACAAAGACAGCAGAAGAGUUUGUUGCUGAAUCACUGGAGUAUGUCACCUUUGGAGAUGAGAUUUUUGGAUAUUUAGCCCAUGAAAUUCUCAUUUAAUUUGGUUGUGUUUGUAUCCUGCAGUUUGUUCCUUUAUUAUUCCACAGAGACAGACUUCCAGAAGCAGUCCUGCAUGCAUUUACUGGCUGAGGCAGGGGUGCAGAAACCCCUAACAGAGUCAUUCUUGUCAGAAGAUGUGUUCUGGGAAAACCCAGCAAGAUGCACUUUACAGAGUCUCUCUAUGUGUGAUUCAAAUGAGUUUGAGCCAUAAAUCCAUUUGAGUGACCUAUCAAGUAAUGUGACUUGAUACAAUGAAUCUUUUAAGUAAAUUAAUUCCUAUCUCUUCCCAAAGAAUAUAAAAUUUGCUAAAGCUAUUCCAGUGACUUUUGUGAGCCUUAUAUAGGCUCUAAGAAAUUUAUAUUACUAUUUUAACAUACUCUUGGAGGUCACAAGUAAUUACGCUUUUUUGAUGUUUAUGAAUAAUUUGCUUUAUUUCCAACUUGUUCACUGUAUAUUUUCAUGCUUUCAGUGGGUGUUUUGUGUCUUUGGUUUCUUUGGAAAAGUCAAGGAAAUUUGCAAGAAGGAAAAAAGAAAUCUGCCAGAAUGUAAAGUACACACUGGGCUUUGGGAAGUCUAUAAUGAUAAAAAAAUGUAUUUCUAUCCAGAGCCUGUGAAUGACUCAGCAAUAUCUGAUAUGGGAUGUAAAAGGCAGCAACAGAGGAAAAGGAUGCACAGUAACUCUACACUGCUGAAUGAAUCUAGAAGACAACUGUUUUGACUGGAUGCCUGUGAAAUCAAAUUGGGUGUUAUUAAAAGGUAUUUCAAGGACAAUGCAAUCACCAGGCAGUUAUUGUGGGUUCAUAAAUGGAAAGUCCUGCCUAAUUAAUUUGAUGCCGUUCUACAAUAAGGUUGCUUGCCUAGUGGAUGAAGGCAAGGUGGUAGCUGUAGCUUUUCUUGAUUUUAGUAAUAUUUAGUAAGAUUUUAGUAAGAUUUUGAAUACUGUCCCUCACAAUGUCCUUCUGGACAAGCAGUUCUGAUGAGCAGGUGCACAGUGUGCUGGAAUAAGAACUGGCUGAAUGUCAGAACUUCAGGGGCUGUAGUGUGUGGGGCUACAUCUGCCUGGUGAGCUAUCACCAGUGGUAUUCCCCAGGGCUUCAUUCUGGACCAGUUCUGUUCACAAGUUUAUCAAUGAUCUGGAUGCAGGAGUGGAAUGCACCAUUUACUGACAACACUAAACUAGGAGAUGCUCUUUGGCUGUAUUCAGAGACAAGAGGCCUUCCAGAGGGAUGCGAAUAGAUUGGAGCACUGGGUAGUUAUCAGUGGCUUGAAGGUUAACAAGAACAAUUACAGAUUCUGCCCCUGGGACGCAGGAAAGCUGGGCACAAGGAUAAGCUGGGAGAGGAGUGUGUGGAGAGCAGCCCUGCAGCAAGGGAUCUGGGGGUGCUGGUGGGCAGCAGCUCAGUGUGAGUCAGCAGUGUGUGCCCGGGCAGCCAGGAGGGCAAACCCCAUCCCGGCUGCAUCAGCCACGGCAGCACCAGCUGGGAUCGGGAUCAUCCUGCUGGAUGCAGCCGUGGUGCGGCCUCACCCUGAGUCCUGUGUGCUGUGCAGGGCCCCAGAGUUUGAGAAGGACGGGAAGGUCCUUGAAUGGUCCAGAGAAGGACGGCAGAGCUGGUGGAAGGGCUGGAAGGCACAUCCCGUGAGGAGCAGCUGAGGGCUCUGGGUUUGUCUAGUUUGGAGAGAAGGAGGCUGAGAAGUGACCUCAUUGCUCUGUACAGCUUCCUGAGGAGGUGACAUGCAGAGGGAGGUGCUCACCUCCUCUCUGGUCUGGAUAUUAGGAAGCAUUUCUCUACUGCGAGAAUGAUGAAAUGCUCACAGACUUCCUAGAAAGGUGGUUGAUGCCCCAUGCCUGUCCUCAGUGCCUCUGGCCAAAGCCCUUCAUAAUUGCCUUUAACUCCUAGUCAGCCCUGAAGUGGUCAGGCAGCUAAACUAAAUUAUCUCUGUAAGUCCUUUCCACCUGAACUAUUAUAUCCUAGGCUAGGCUCAUCUGUGCUAUUUAAUCAGAUGCAUUUCUGUUCAUUAAAAAUCAGUAAUUUUCAUGUAUAUUUUAAUUUUGCAUGUUUAUUUAACUUCAGCAUUUCAAAAAGUGUUUGUAAAACAGCAUGAAGAUAGCAAGGACCUUAUUAAUAAAUUAUUGAGAUUUUUUUGCCAAA